UGCCACCACCACCACCACCACCACUAGCAACGGGCCACCAUCGUUGGUACCGAGUCUGAUCAAGCAAGAACAGGGGCCACUCCUACCUCCAGCAGCAGCAGUGGCAACAAAGCGACAACAGCACGACGGCAACAGCCAUUAUGAGCAUCACCCAUUACAGACUCGACGCAAAACAGUACAACCGCAGCGGUCACCCACACGGGCUGCAGGCGAUCAAAGUAUCGUGUUUCAGCUUGAUCUUGAAUCGCAUGCUUUUGCACCACCGCCCACCAAUGAUACCAUUCUGUCCACGCUGCGCAAACGCGUACUACUUGAGCGCAAACACCAAUGUCAGGAGAAACAACAGGAGCUGCUGCCGAUGCAUCAGAAAAGAGCGAGGCUUUAUAAGCCCCAGAAACGUCUGGUGACACGAAUCGAAGUCCCUAUGAAGAAAGUCCCGCCGCCACCUGCCACCACAUCAGCAACAACAACAACAAACGCAGUAUCAUCAUCGUUAGCAUCGUCAUCAUCCAAGCGCUCACUUACUUCCACUUCGUCUGCCCAAAACCCUCUGCAGCAACACCAACACCAGCAGCAGCAGCAGCAGCAGCCACCUGGAACAGGUAGACCUGCCCGAACCAAAGGCCCCUGUCAAGCAUGUCACGAAUCAUCCGACGGCUGUAUGCGGAAAGCAUUCAACUGGCCAUUCCCUUCCAACGCUGUAUUCAAUGACAAAGGACGGCCCUACGUUUAUCUGUGCAACAAGUGCGGGCUAAGGUACAACAAGAGUGGUGGAUGCGUGUGUCGCAACUGUCGAUGGGUGCUUUGCAAAGACGAGAAGAGAAAUGCAUCGCAGCAUAUCGCAUACAUGCGCCGGGGCAGGCCCGAAGGCCGAGUUGGCCCAGAUGAUGACAUUGUCGACUUUGUCUGUUCGCCAAAGUAUUGGUCCUGCGGACGGCCCUGGAAAGUGGGCUGGAUUCCACAAGGCGGCGAGUUUGACGAAGAAGGCGAUGUCUCGGUGGAAGAGGACGAUGAUGAGCGUCCCUUAUUUACUCAUGCCACCAACAACAAUAACUCAUAACCUCGAUCUGCCAUGUCUUCUUACCAUCUGUACAUAUGCUCCCUUCUUUCUCUAUUAUGAACCUAAAAUUCUGGUGAUCUGUGAUGACAUAUAAAAAAACAUAUCAAGCGUUUCCAG
Zychaea mexicana is the source of this 1177-nucleotide messenger RNA. RefSeq lists its product as uncharacterized. The record is from RefSeq and is a predicted model, not a curated record. The transcript has 2 exons. Bases 359 to 1060 code for a protein of 233 amino acids. NCBI's taxonomy places the organism in Eukaryota, Fungi, Mucoromycota, Mucoromycetes, Mucorales, Lichtheimiaceae.